Molecule: messenger RNA, 753 nt
Organism: Pleurotus ostreatus (oyster mushroom)
Lineage: Eukaryota; Fungi; Basidiomycota; Agaricomycetes; Agaricales; Pleurotaceae
Exons: 6
Coding region: 1-753 (250 amino acids)
Source: RefSeq, a predicted model, not a curated record
AUGGCCAGCAAAGCCGCAACCCAUUAUCUCCAAUUUGACAUACAGUGGUCUAGUCUUGCGCUCCUCUUCUACGACUAUGCCCUUACCUUCCCUUUGGAAGUGAAGUAUAUCUGGGGGUCGAAAGGUCGCGCGUCGACCGUUCUGUAUAUCUUCUGUCGAUAUGCGUUAGUUGCGAAUGUCCUCUACUUACUGGCUAUAGCCAAUCGACUCAAACAAGGGUCUGUUCUUUUCUUCGGUUCUCCCGAUGGUUUGACUGAACCUCCACAUCCUCCUCCUCUCCUUCUUUCAAUCCUGAUGAUUGUUUUUGAGUUCUCCGCCGCGGUUUUGACCGUCAUCCGUUGCUUGGUGGCGUUCAAAGCGGCUGGGGGGAGGAAGAAUCAGUCCAAGGGACUCAUGAACCUAAUCUUCGAACAAGGCGUCCUAUACUUUAGACUCUCGGGCUUACUCACUGCACGGUUCUUACUGCACAUCCGAGUUUACGAGGAUAAACAAGAAGCCAGAGCCUUGGGUGCUGCAGCGAGGAGUCAAGUCCACGCUUCGAGCACGUUGGCAAGCUUCCGUGCUGCUGCUGGCGACAUGGUUUCGGGUCUCGUCAGCCAGUUUGGUGAUGACCCCGUUGAGACGGUUCAGCGCGGAACGGUGGCGGGCGAAUCCAGGUCAUCGGCGAUGUCUGGAGGCGCAGGGUUGAGUGGUGAUGUUCCCUUAGUUGAGCCACAGUCUGGACAUGCCUGUGGUUCCUCGAACGCGGCAUGA